This is a messenger RNA of Leptidea sinapis, 6360 nucleotides long. RefSeq lists its product as uncharacterized. Gene Ontology annotation, molecular function: amino acid transmembrane transporter activity. NCBI's taxonomy places the organism in Eukaryota, Metazoa, Arthropoda, Insecta, Lepidoptera, Pieridae. Bases 200 to 2218 code for a protein of 672 amino acids. Gene Ontology annotation, cellular component: plasma membrane. Gene Ontology annotation, biological process: amino acid transport. The transcript is spliced from 13 exons. The record is from RefSeq and is a predicted model, not a curated record.
UUGUCGCAGGAAAUUGUAAAAGCAACCUUAAGUUCUAGUAUUCGUAUCGAAUUGACAAAUUAAAGUUACAUGUAUUGUGGAAAAAAAUAGUUUGUAAUAAAUGUAAGUUAUAUAAAAGAUUACUGAAUGAAUGGUUCACAGAGAAUUAGGUUCAAGAGAAACAUUUAACUGAUAAUGACUGCAAUCACGAUUUGAAACAAUGGCGUGUGAACAUCCAAGGUACAGCUCUGUUAUGAGCAGGCUGAAGAUGUUCAGUGGUGGCGAGGCCCUGGGUGCCCGCUGGACCCUGGGGGCGCUUCUCUUGGCUCCACUGACAGCUGCUAACUCCAGCUAUGGUGCCGUGCCCGCUGUCAUGUUGCUAGCUCUCUAUAUCACCUUUGCUUCAUUCACAAAUAGAGAUUUAAAGAAGUUAGCCGACAUCUUGCCUCCACCAAAGACAGCAAGAGGCAGAAGGGAGAGAAACCUACGAUCGUUUGCCGACUUCAUGUCCAUGUGGAUGUGGUUUCUGUCUCACUUAGUGGCUGUGGCCGUGUGUGCCAGGAUACUAAGCUCUACCGCCGACCACGUGACUGGAGGGCGAACUAGAAGAUGGCUGUUUGGUUAUGAGACCAGGUCCCUGGGUGAACCCUGGCCCGAUGUCUUAGGAGUUACAGUCGUAUUAAUAGUCUGCGCUAUGUUUAUGUGUGGACUGGAGGAAAGCAUAAUGUUCACGUCUUUGCUGCUAAUUCUUCUAUAUGUAUUCAGUCAAGCAUUCGCAAUAUUUGGUCUAAUUAAUCUCGAUAUUGCCAGCAUUAAAAUCCCGAUACCUAUCACUGUAUACGAGUUAUUUGCAGCUGGAGCUCCGAUGUCGUAUAUUUUCUGUACAGUUCCAAAACAAAAAGAAAAUGAAAAUUACCAAAAGAAAAUGGUAAUUAUGAUUGGCUUACCUGCUGCUGUGUUGAGCAGUUUAUGUUUCCUCUACACUAACAUGCUUAAAGGGGACAAUAUCAACGCCGCCCUGCCAGUAAGUUCGUUACUCGAAGCGAGAGCCGCGAAUUGGAUUUGCCCAGCUCUGGCCGGCGUCACGGUUGCAGGAGUGAGCCUCGCUCUGACAGAACUGUGUCCAUUGCUGUUCUCUGUGCUAGUGCUGCUGGCAUCUUCCGAGUGGAAAGUCUUGACCAGAUCUAUGACUUAUGAGAGUACUACAACAGGCAGUCCAGUUUUAGCUGUUUUUACUGGAGGAAGUCUCGCAGCGAUACUUGCUUUUGCAUGUCCUCUCUCACAUAUGAUAACGUUGAUGAAUGCUAGUCAUUUACUAAGCAUUGCAAUACAAGCUCUACAUUUUAUAAUAAUGAGAUGCGUUCCUACUGUUGAACAAGUCGAAGCUGGAGACGUCGAAUAUAAAAGAUUAGGCGGUGGAAGCACAUCGAGAAAAUCUUUAACCAAACGAGCAUUGUGGUUCAUACCUCCUGCUAUACGACAUACAAAGACUUUGGAGAGUAUUAAAUCCAAAGUACAUAAAGACGCCGAGGAAAGAGAAUGUCUUUUGCUUGACGAGUACGCUGGAGUUGCUGGUGAAGAUUCGGAGCAGAUCAGUUCGGGCAGUGGAAUAGCUGAACUGGCAGUAGAGGAAGUUGUGGACAUUACUUCCGAUAUUGAAGCCAGUGAUGGUGGCUUGUCAUCAGGGGACGACUCCACUGAUAUUGACGCAGCGGUUAAGGAGUAUAGAGAUAGGAUACAAGUAGUCACUGCAAUUCCCGAAUCCAGUAUACCUGUACCUCCAAAUGUGCGUGGUGCUAUGUGGUCCGCAAUCGGCGCUGGUGUGCAGAUCGUGGCUGAUGCUUUGAUUGCAGUGGCUUUUUGCAAUGAGAAGCUUAGAGUGGUUAUGUUUUCCACAGGAGGGCCCCUUUGGCUCUGUGGCACACUCAUCUGCACAUGGCAGCCAGCACAUAACAUUGGCACGAAGACAUUGAACAAGCUACAGGGACCAGUCACCAUGAUGCUCUCUCUUCUUCUACUCACGCCUCUGCUGCUUGACUCCUGGCCUGCUAUUAUUUUGUUUGCGGGUGCCGGUGUAGUGAUCUAUGCCCGCUGUGAGCGCUGGUGCGGGGACCUGGCUAUGCUGCAAGCUCGCGCCAGUCUAGAGCGCCGUAAGCUGCACCGCGUGUCUUCUGCGACGCCACUCGCGGGGCCGCACGCGCGCCUCACACACAUCGAUACCGUCUACAUCACUAGAUGACACGACGACUCGGACACAAGUCUGGAUGACUUAUUGGAUCUUGCCGACGACCUGGAGCACGAAGAUGACUGACGACAAUUUCAAUAAAGCACUUGUUAACAUAACAUAAUAAUAUAUUACGCACACAGGGAGUAAAGCAGGUGAUUCUCACUCGCGGAAUAUUGACAAUCGCGGGUGGCAAUGUCCUACUUAUCUCAUGUGGUGCGUAUAUUUUCCCACCUGGAUGAAAGACAAAAGACGUAUUGCCGGGAGAGAAUCGGCUACUUUUGUUCCUCGUACCAGGGACUAAAAGACAGCUUUUCAACGAGGUGGGAAAAAAAAUUAUCUCCGCCAUCACUGUAGUAGGCACCAAACUUUGAGGCACACGAUGCUAGGAUUUUUAAGUUUAUAAACAUCAGUAACACGGUGCGAAUAACUUUUCUGAAAAGGAGCGUGCAUGCAAGCUUUCAGCAAUACUGCUUCUUCUCUUUCGACUACGAGUGCCACGAACCUUGGCGAUAAAAUAAGAUAUAAAAUACAUUAUAUUUGAAAAAAUUCAAAACAAUUGUGAACUAUCGAGUGCUUUUCAUUUACGUGGCCUUAUAUCGUUUUAGUGCAUAAAGCUAGGCCUAAGUAUUAAAAAUAUUUUGAAAAUAAUUUUGAGAAAAUUUCUUGAUAUAUAAGUAGGUAGGGUAUUUUUUAAUGUAACUUUAUAUUCAUUAAGCAAAUAAAAAUGUUAUGAAAAGUAGAUACAUAGGUACUAAUGUUUGGAAUUGUUUCUUGAAUGCAAUAUAAAUUAUAUUACUAAUGAUGGAUCUUUCAUAAGCGCCCAUUCAGGUGAAUUUAAUUAGAAAUAGGUACAUUAGCUUUUCAAUUAAAUUGUUUGUUAUAUUAUAUAUUACGUUGCUAAUUUUCUGUUAUUUUAUAUAUAUUACCUAUGUUAAUAUUAAUGUUAGUUGUAGGUAGGUACUUAGUUAAUACAUUGACGGCUAUAAGUAACAUUAGACCGGUGAUAGUGCGAUGCGGCUGACCACAGCAGUUAGCCGGUCCGGUUGGCUAUAUCAAUGACGAUGUAUGAAGCCUUGCAGAUUAACAGCCGUUUUCAAUAACCUAUCUGUCCUUAGUUUAACUUACUAGAGGUAGACAAAUCUAUCCUUUUACGCUUACUUACAUUUCAAUAACCUAUCGACAUAAAGCAUUGGACUAUAACUAUAUUGGACAUAACUAUGGAUGGAUAAGAUCUUGUCAUUAAUCGGUGACAGCAAUGUAUCCGUAACUAGAGAAACGGCAAACCAUGUCAAUAGCCAAUACGUUAGUCAUAGAUAUAGCCAACCGGACCGGCUUACCGCUGCGGUCAACCGCAUAGCACUAUUACCGGCAUUAUCAACCACUUAAUCCGUCCGGUUUUAUUUGAAAAAACGUCAAUUUCUAUUUUGCAUGCGGUAUAGGCAUAUGUUUAGGUUUUAGUAACCGGGUGUGACUAUCAGAACAUAUUUAUUUAUUUAUUACCUAUUCCAGAAUAUUCAAUUCAAUUUCAAUUUAUUUAUUAAAUUACAAAAUAAGAAUAAUAAUAAAAGUCUUACUUACAAGCUAGUUAACACGGAGCCUGAACUAGGUAAUCCUGUGUUUCAGGUGUAUAGAGCUGAUAUUAAAACUAUGAAACGUAUAAAAAGACAUCAAUUUCUUGAAAUUGGUCCCUUCAGAUUCUGGCAUCCAAAUGUAUUCUUCUAAAGUUUAGAAACAAAUUCCCCAGUAUUAUAUUUUGCGACCGUUUGAAAAAAAAUACAGUAAUGCACUGUGUCAUUAGUCCCUGGCUGGUAUAUCUGGGUAUAAUAUACCAUGUUACACCUGAUUACGGCUAUAACGAAUCACCUACAAGUACGCAAUACCUAUUCUUUCCCUUCCUAACCUUAUAUUGAAAAUUUCUAAUUAGUGGUCGACAUAUCUCUAGUAACUAUGUGUAUUAGGUGUGUGAUCAUCUGUUUCUUGCUUUUACUAAAUAGUACCUAGACAUGUAGGUGAGCACAUAAGUACUUUUAUAAUUAGUGCCAACCAACUCGUAUUUUUUUUUAUUGGUGAUAUGUAAAACGAGCAUUUCACGCGCUCGCUACGAGCAUUACAAGCCGUGCGAACGAACACAAAGAGGCGCGUUCGCGGCUAAAUGGCGAAAACAGACGUAUGUGGGAGGUUCGUACAACAUGCAAUGAAAGAUAGAAUGAUACAUUUCACCAGUCUGUACGCACCUUUAAAAAUGUAUCUGCGGCCUACUAGUAUUAUGCCACUAUGGAUUGUGAUUUAAUGCGACUAGCAAUUGAUUGUACUUACCUAAUUAAUUACUAAACUUUUAUUCAUUAGGCACGGACUAGUAAAAAAAUAAGGACUCCGUGUCACCUUAUAUAACAGAUUAACGUAUAAAUACAUAGCCCCACGCACACACUUACACUACUACAGGCCGAUAGACGGCCAUUAUGAGAAUUGUCAUCGUCUAUGACAGAUCAGUUUGCGUCUCAAUAAAAUAUUUUAAAAAUGCCGUCGUGCGUUGUGAAAAAGUGUAAAAACGAUACUAUAUAAGUAUUUGUGGCCAUAUAUGAUUAAAAGGCAUAAAAAAAGGCAUUUAUUUUCUCAAAAUUGAUUCCUUUAGAAUUCUUUUUGAUGUCAUUUCUUAUACUACUACCGCUUCGGAACCAAAUGGCGCUCUGAGAGAGAAGAAGCGGCGCAAGAAACUCUCCCAGCAUUCUUUUUUCUGCGCUCUUUUCAAUGAAAAUAUACAAUAUUGUACAGUCGCUAUAAAAUAAUCACAAUCUAGUCCCAGGCUGUCCGAUCAUUUAGAUAUUCAGCAGUGGAGUAAUAGGAUUUACGACAGAGCCAUUUCUUUAUAAAACAUUUAAAUUUAUUUAUAGAUAAUGCCUGAACAGUGGCUGGGACUUUAUUGUAGAAGUGUAUACAUUUACCAUUAAAGCUAUUAUGUAUCUUAUGAAGCCUACUAGAAUUAGUUACAAGCAAUCCCUUAUUUCUAGUGUUAUAAUAAUGAAAAUCACUAUUAAGAGCAAAAAGGUGACGAUUUUUGUCAACAUAUAUUAAAUUUUCAUAAAUGUACUGACAAUAAACUAUUUAAGGAAAAAAAUAUUUAAGGAAGAAAAGUUUGUGUAACUAGUAUCCCCCGUAACCGCACACGCACUAGCAUAACGGUGCUUUACUUGCUAAUAUCACGGCGCGGAGUCCAUCUUUUUUUACUCGUCCGUGUCAUUAGGUAGGUACGCGUUUAUACUUAGGUACAUAUUAUGACAAUUAUAACACAUUGCAAUAAAGUAAAAAAAAUCAAUAAUAGCAUUGUAUCUAGUUGAUAUUAAGCAUAAUAUCUAAUAUUAAUUUUUGUAUCUAAAGGUAAAAUAACCUGUUGAUAAUGUUUCAAACGAAAUGAAAAGCGACUACCACAAUAGCUGGCUAAAGAUCUCCCUUCUCUGUCACACUGCUCGCCACACACUUUUUCUCUUUCGUUCGUUACGUGUGGACCCGGCAUUAUAGGUGAUGGGUGAAAUACGUAAAUUGAAUUUUUUUUAAUGAAAAUUAAGGACGAGACGAGCAGGACGCUCAGCUGAUGGUAAUUGAUACGCCCCACCCAGUACAAUGCAGUGCCGCUCAGGAUUCUUGAAAAUCCCAAAUAUUCUGAGCGGUGCUCGUCACAUUACAUAUAUGACAUAAGAUAUUAAGUCUCAUUAAGAACAAGUCCUCACUCUAGAUAAAAUAUAAUAAUUUAAAUAAAAUACUUUUUAAACAAUUAAAACCCGUGUGAUCGUAACUGAAUUUUGAUAUUAAUUUGAAUACGAAAAUAUAAAAAUUAGCUCUGACCAACUGAGCGUAAUGUCACAAAAUAAAUUUUAGUAUUCCGAAGUAAUAUAUGUUAAAAUAAUUUAUAAUUACACUCCUUUAAAAGUAUUUUAAAGUUUGAGUCGAUAACUUUGCCAUAUAUUUAUCUCAAGCUAGCUCAAAUUGCUACAAAAUUAAUAGUUGAACUUCGAAGUGAGGUAAUUAAUUGUAUAGUUAUAACUUCACCUAGUUACUCACCAUAAUAUUUCUUAAGUAGUCUAAGAAAUCAACAUGCUUUCUAAUUUUGAUGUUUGAACAAUUAUAAGGAUUUGCAAUAAAAAUGCUUUAAUUGACAA